AGCGCGGUGCAAUACGUUGAAUGGCCUUUGGGAUUCGAUGACACGCUCUAUCCCAAUGCAUUUAUCGGCGAUCCUCGGCCAGAAGUUAAUGAAGCUUGGUCUGAGCUUCUUUCGAAUCCCUACUUUCGAGUCAAUACUUCUGAAUACUCCAGGCUUGGUCUGAAUAGAAGCACUCUUGGAGUUGUCGGCAGCGACGAGAAGGUCAUCAGUUUCUCCGUUUAUCAUGAACUCCAUUGUUUGAAAACUCUUUAUCGAUGGAUUCAUCAGGACUAUUACUUCCCUUCUCUUCCAAAAGAUUCGGAUGAGCAUAACUUUCAAAGGUGGCAUGCAGAACAUUGUAUCAGCUACCUCCGACAGGCUACCAUGUGUACAGCCUCGCUAAGCCCGAUUACUCUCGAAUGGUUUGAAGCAACCCCUGGCGAGCACCGCCCUAAACCUAACACUCACGCUCCUCUCAAGUGCGUCGACUGGCAUCGCUUGAACUCGUGGGCUGCAGAGCGAAGGACCGACCUUUACGACCUUGAUUCCCUUGCAGGAAUGCCCGGUCGGGGAUGGUAA
Molecule: messenger RNA, 558 nt
Organism: Lindgomyces ingoldianus
Lineage: Eukaryota; Fungi; Ascomycota; Dothideomycetes; Pleosporales; Lindgomycetaceae
Exons: 3
Biological process (GO): mycotoxin biosynthetic process
Source: RefSeq, a predicted model, not a curated record